Molecule: messenger RNA, 351 nt
Organism: Rhagoletis zephyria (snowberry fruit fly)
Lineage: Eukaryota; Metazoa; Arthropoda; Insecta; Diptera; Tephritidae
Source: RefSeq, a predicted model, not a curated record
AUGGCUGACGCGACAAUGUUGAAGAAAAUCGAACACCACGCUGUGAUUAAAUUCCUCACAAAACAAGGAAAAAGUCAAAAAACUAUUUUCGAAGAAAUGGUGGCUGUCCAUCACGAUUUUGCACCUUCAUUAUCUACAAUACAAAAGUGGUCAAGUGAAUUUAAAAGGGGCAGGGAGAGUAUUGAAGAUGACCCUCGCUUAGGCGGCCCCGUUACUGCCGUUACACAAGAAAAUGUGGAAGAAGUUGCGAAACUUGUACUGGAGGACGCCCGAAUAAAGGCUAAUGAGUGCAAGGUGGGUACCGCGAAUGCUCACAUCACACCAAAAGCACGUGAGAGUGGAGUGCAGUAG